Messenger RNA from Osmia lignaria (orchard mason bee), 2703 nucleotides. RefSeq names its product catalytic subunit 3B of the oligosaccharyltransferase complex (gene Stt3B). The record is from RefSeq and is a predicted model, not a curated record. Gene Ontology annotation, cellular component: membrane. Gene Ontology annotation, molecular function: dolichyl-diphosphooligosaccharide-protein glycotransferase activity. Lineage: Eukaryota; Metazoa; Arthropoda; Insecta; Hymenoptera; Megachilidae. Gene Ontology annotation, biological process: post-translational protein modification.
AUUCCUAUGAAAGUACGAAACGUCGCUGUGGAAGUCAUGGUUAACACGUAGCCGGUGUUCAACGUGUCUUAGACUCCUAGCCUAAGCAUAGUGGUUUGGAAAUUUGUUGCGGGCUGCUUGAUUUGCAACGUACUUAUUGAAUACAAAGAAAUGUUAAUUAUCAUGUCAAAUAUCAAUUAAUACGUGAGGGAAACAUUUACCAUACAUUCGUGUAAAUAUAAAAAAAAUAUGUUGCCAAAUAGAUCAUCAACGACAAAUACCAAAAAAGAUAUGUUUCCUGAUAAGAAAUCAACUUCUAAGCAAAUGAAAACUUCCACGUUAACAAAUGCCGCGGGUCUUAGUUCUCUUAUUACUUUUACUGUUUUGCUACUCGCUUGGAUCUCAGGAUUUGCAUCUCGGUUAUUUGCAGUAAUACGUUUCGAAAGUAUCAUACAUGAAUUCGAUCCUUGGUUUAACUACAGAGCAACAGCGUACAUGGUACAACAUGGAUUCUAUAAUUUUUUAAAUUGGUUCGAUGAAAGAGCAUGGUAUCCACUGGGUCGUAUCGUGGGUGGAACUGUUUAUCCAGGAUUAAUGAUCACAUCUGGAUCAAUACAUUACAUAUUACAUUCUUUAAAUAUCCCGGUACACAUAAGAGACAUUUGUGUAUUCCUAGCUCCAAUUUUUAGUGGCCUUACCGCCAUUUCUACGUACUUAUUGACAAAAGAGAUAUGGAGUGCCGGUGCUGGUUUGUUCGCAGCGUGCUUCAUCGCAAUUGUGCCUGGCUACAUUUCAAGAUCUGUAGCAGGAAGUUACGACAAUGAAGGCAUUGCUAUAUUUGCAUUACAAAUAACAUAUUAUCUUUGGGUUAAGUCAGUUAAAACUGGCUCUAUCUUCUGGGCUUCUAUGACUGCUCUCUCUUAUUUUUAUAUGGUAUCAGCAUGGGGUGGCUAUGUUUUUAUUAUUAAUCUAAUUCCAUUCCAUGUAUUUGCAUUGCUGGUUAUGAAUCGAUUUAGUAAUCGCCUUUUUACAAGUUACACUACAUUUUAUAUUUUGGGACUUCUAUUAAGUAUGCAAAUACCAUUUGUUGGUUUUCAACCGAUAAGAACAUCAGAACACAUGGCUGCAGGAGGUGUGUUCGGUCUGUUAAUUUUUGUAGCAGCCCUCAGAUAUCUGAGAACUGUCCUUACCAAAUCUGAAAUGAAAUAUUUUGGAGGAGUAGUUGCAGUUACAGCUGGUGUUCUUUUGCUUAUUUUGAUCUGUUUAACUUACGCCGGUGUCGUUGCUCCUUGGAGCGGAAGAUUUUAUUCCUUAUGGGAUACUGGCUACGCAAAAAUUCACAUUCCAAUAAUAGCAUCUGUUUCUGAACAUCAACCUACAACAUGGUUUAGCUUUUUCUUUGACUUGCACAUUCUUGUUACAACAUUUCCUGUUGGUCUCUGGUAUUGUAUUAAACACAUUAACGACGAACGUGUUUUUGUUAUAUUAUACGCUAUCAGCGCUGUUUAUUUUGCCGGAGUUAUGGUUAGGCUUAUGCUCACUUUAACCCCUGUAGUUUGUAUGCUUGCCGGAGUAGCGUUUAGCGACCUUCUGGAAUUGUUCUUUAAAGAAGAAGAUAGUGAAAGAAACGAUCGAGGUAGUAAUGGAAGUGAAGAAGAAAGCGAGGAAGAAAGAGAAAGGAGCCCCGGUAGAGCAUUAUACGAUAAAGCUGGUAAACUCCGUAGAAUGAAACAUGAAAGACCGAGGGGCAAUGGCGAUGGAUUGGGUAUUAAUCUUCGGAAUGGUGUUGUCAUUGGGGCAUUUAUGUUAAUGAUGAUGUUCACUUUACAUUGUACUUGGAUUACAAGUAAUGCAUAUUCUAGUCCCUCAAUUGUUUUGGCAUCAUAUAGUAACGAUGGUGGUAGAGCCAUACUUGAUGACUUUAGAGAAGCUUAUUAUUGGUUAGCACAAAAUACACCAAUUGAUGCUAGAAUUAUGAGUUGGUGGGAUUAUGGUUAUCAAAUUGCUGGAAUGGCUAACAGAACUACUCUUGUGGACAAUAAUACUUGGAAUAAUUCACAUAUAGCUCUGGUUGGGAAAGCAAUGAGCUCAAAUGAAAGUGCUGCUUAUGAAAUUAUGACAUCAUUAGAUGUAGACUAUGUAUUAGUUAUUUUUGGAGGAAUGAUCGGGUAUUCGGGAGAUGACGUUAACAAGUUCCUUUGGAUGGUUCGAAUUGCUGAAGGUGAACAUCCACAAGAUAUUCGUGAAAGUGAUUAUUUCACUGAGAAAGGAGAAUUUCGUGUGGAUGCAGAGGGUUCACCUACUCUUUUAAAUUCAUUGAUGUAUAAAUUAAGUUAUUAUCGAUUUGGAGAAGUAAAAAUCGAUUAUCGAUCACCUUUCGGUUAUGAUCGUACGCGUAAUGCAGAAAUAGGAAAUAAAAAUUUCCAAUUAACAUAUUUGGAAGAAGCUUAUACAACCGAACAUUGGCUUGUUCGAAUUUACAGGGUGAAAAAACCAAGUGAGUUUAAUAGACCUAGUAUUCCGAUAUCUAAACGAGUUGUGGCACGUAAUGCCAAUUCGUAUAUUAGUAAAAAGACUUCACGUCGUAAGAAAGGUUACAUAAAAAGCCGGCCAACCGUUGUUAAAGGACAGAAACCUCAACGAAGAACUACGUAACAAACAUUUAUUAUCUAAUUCAUAAUAAUUUUCAAAUACAACUUUUAUAAUAAAAAAAAAAGAAAAUUA